ACUGUCUUCUUUAUCUUCCAAAUCUCCAAAUAACUGCUUCCUCUCAGCUAGCUAGGUUUCGCGCCCAAGGUUUCAUGGAGAUGGAGGGGACAAACCUUACAAACCUCACAAACCUCAAUGACUCAUUGCCUUUCUCUUCUUUUCCUCUUUCCAACCGAAGUGGUAGAGGAAGAGGAUUUGAUGUGAAACAUGAUCUAGAGAGAUCAAAAGGACAUGGUGGUGGCAGCGGCUGUAGUUCUGGCAAAGACAAAAUUGAUGCUCUCGGUAGACUUUUGACACGUAUUCUGCGACAUAUGGCUACUGAGCUACACUUGAAUAUGCGAAGUGAUGGAUAUGUCAAAGUUCAGGAUUUAUUAAAGCUGAAUUUGAAAUCAUUUGCCAACAUUCCAUUAAGGUCACACUCGGUUGAUGAUAUUAGGGAGGCUGUCAGAAAGGAUAAUAAGCAACGGUUUAGCCUAAUGGAGGCAAAUGGGGAGCUUUUGAUCCGUGCAAACCAAGGCCACUCAGUGAAGACAAUAGAAUCUGAGGGGUUACUAAGACCAAUCCUUUCAGCUGACGAAGUGCCAGUUUGUGUACAUGGGACAUACAAGAAGAAACUGGAAUCGAUUUUGGAAUCUGGAUUAAAACGCAUGAAUAGAUUGCAUGUGCACUUCUCACAUGGCUUGCCAUCUCAUGGCGAAGUAAUUAGUGGUAUUAGACGAGAUGUUAAUGUUUUGAUAUUUCUUGACGUUAAAAAAACUCUGGAAGAGGGAAUGAAGCUUUACAUUUCAGACAACAAGGUGAUCUUGACUGAAGGUUUUAAUGGUGUCGUGCCUAUCAAGUUCUUUGAGAAGAUUGAAUCAUGACCUGAUAGAAGACCUAUACCUUUUCAAAUCUAGACUACAUCAUGUAUCUUCAUUUUCUCUUGUCAUUUAUGCAAUUUUAGUUUCACCUUAAUGGAUUAGGCUUUGCUGCUUAGGGUCUGGUUUGAAUCUUGUAUCGAUAAUGUAGUUGUUUCAUCUCUUAUUGGGUGUCAUGAUUAUCA
This is a messenger RNA of Rubroshorea leprosula, 1024 nucleotides long. NCBI's taxonomy places the organism in Eukaryota, Viridiplantae, Streptophyta, Magnoliopsida, Malvales, Dipterocarpaceae. The record is from the annotation of a GenBank genome assembly.